Messenger RNA from Phytophthora infestans T30-4, 1851 nucleotides. RefSeq lists its product as uncharacterized. The coding region runs from base 1 to 1851 and encodes 616 amino acids. The record is from RefSeq and is a predicted model, not a curated record. Lineage: Eukaryota; Oomycota; Peronosporomycetes; Peronosporales; Peronosporaceae. Gene Ontology annotation, cellular component: cilium. The transcript has 3 exons. Gene Ontology annotation, biological process: outer dynein arm assembly; cilium movement.
AUGCAGGCCCGACAGGAGAAUGUGCUCCGACGUAUGGAGCAGGAUUACGACAGCCGCAUGGAGGAGCAGGUAGAAGAUCUUCGUGACAAGAUGCGACUCCUGCAGGUGGAUAGGAAAAGCAACAUCGACGUACUCGAGUCCAGCAAGCAAACCAACAAGGAUUACAUUCGCCAACUGAAAAAUGAGAACCGGGAUCUGCGUAAAGCUCUCGCCGACAUGAAGCGGUCUUCUUCGGCAGGUGCUCAGGUGAACAAAGUUCGCAAACAGCACGACGAUCUGAGGCAUCGUGUGCAGUCACAAACAGCGUUACUGGAGGAGUUAAAAGACGAAGUAAAAGACCUCGAGCUGGAGUCCAAGAAACCAAGUCUUGAAGAUACACCGGAGACGCGCAAGAUCCGGAUGCUGGAGAAUCGCCUGGACAAGGCCAUGAUCAAGUUCAACGAGGCUCAGAGUAUUCGGAAAACGUACGAGCAGAUCGUCAAGCGACUCAAAGAUGAACGCAUCGGGUUCGACAACCAACUGGCUGCUAUUGAGCGCGCUCUAGCAGCCAAGCAACAUGACUACGAUGAACUUGUGUUGCUCUCAGCAGACGCCGCUCAUGCGCGUGAAACGAUCCUGCUGGAGCUGGAGAAGGCACGAAGUCAACACGAAGACGAGAAGCGACAUCGCGAGAAGGAACUUCGAGAGAAGCAGCAGUACGUGAAGAUUCGUCUGGAAAUGGUCAACCGAGUGGACAAACGAGAGAAACACAAAAGCUCAGUCAUCGCACGAGGUUCCGUAGACUUGAGUUACGAAGGUGAGAGUCAGCUGAAGGCCUCGUUGAUGUCGACUAUGAUACAACAGGGCGUUGUAGGUGAGGAGAAGAAGGAGCAUCGCAGUAAGAUCGACAUCUUUGAGAGCGCCUUCCGCAAGAUCAAGGAAGCCACAGGUGUCAGUGAUGUGAACGAAGUCAUCCAGAAGAUCACCAGCCAGGAGAGCACUACCGACAACUUGUUGAACUUAUCAAAGGAGAAUCAAGCGCGACUGGAGCGACUGCAAGCAGAACAUUCAGUGCUUAAGGCUCGUGUCGAGGAACUCAAGUACAGCGGAUCAGGUGGUGGUCACAGACGGAAACUCGUGGACGAUCACGAGCAGAAUUUGGUCUUGGCGAGCACGAAAUUAGAGCGUGCUAAACUCAAAUACGAGCGGUUGGCUAAGGUGCUGAUUGGUGUCAAGGCUGGCGUCGAACAUCUCGUGGACAAGAUGGAGAGCGUCCGUGAAGACGAUCAAGUUGUCGUCGUUACAGACGACACUAUUGUGGAGGCCUUGCAGGAGAGUGAGAUCACUUUGGCACAUUUGCUAAGUCAGAUCAAGCUCGCAGGAGCUGCAUCUACGUCGUCGAUGGAGCUGUCAGCUAUACAACACAAGAAGAUUGACAGCACACGUGUACCCGUGGCAGCGUUGAAGAAUGCGAUGGCAACAGGUAGUCUCAUUCCUGAAGGACUGGGGCUGGAUGCAGAUGUUCUCGUCGCUCGACCAUACAAUCAACGUAUCGCGUUACCAGGCACCGAUGGUCUCACUGCAGAGGAACUAGAGAUGGACGAUAUGGGUGCAAAUGGAGGCAUGUUACUGGACGACACUGAAGAAGCUUUGAGUCGCGAUCGUGUCAAACGAGCGUCUUCUCAAGUGAUCAUGGCCCAAGAUAAGAAGAAGCGCGUGCUUAAGAAGAAGUUCAAAGAAAGUGGUAACGAUUCAUCCGACGAAGAAGGUAGCGCUGUCGUCGCUAGUAUCAACGGUAGUGCCACAAACCAGGUCGAUAGUUCAUCCAGAGGGCCACCUACACAACGCACAUUACCCCCGAGGAAGAAAUAA